GGUCCAAUCAAGAUCGCUCUUUCACCGACAACUUCAUCCUGACUUCAUUCUUUGUUUUCGCGUCCUUUCGUUGUAUGAUACCCACCAAAGUUCCAGAUAUUGCACUCUCAUGACCAGAGUUCCAUGAGACAUUAUGUCUGCUAAUGAAGACGUGCCUUGGUACAGCGGACCCACAGAUACCCAACCUUUCAUCCUCGCGAAACUAAUUACUUCUAAUGAUAAGCAAGCACCUCCUCUGUACACUACGUCGACAUUUCCUUGGACCACUAAGUCUCUUGAGACCUUGUGGGACCGAGGCCUCUUUGACAAUCCCGAAUGGGUAGAGAAAUGGAAAUCUACUGUUCGCCAAUGGAGCGCAACUAUUGCUGCUGGGAGUGAUGGUCGACUGUAUAUUUUUCCCAAGCUAGCAUCUUCGAAACCAGCCAUUGUGAUGAUUAUGGACGCCGAGAGGAAAGUUAAUGUAGACCGCAAAGUACACUGUUGUGCAUGGGCUUUGAACAAGGAUGCUCCAACAGAUCCUCUGUUAAUCGUCGCCGCAUCCAGCUUAAUCUUCAUCCUGGAUGCAAGGACAAAAAAGCUCAUAGGCCGAAUUCGUGGACAUGGAAGUGACAUCACCUCCAUUGCCGUUCAUCCAUAUCAUCCAUAUAUAUUCUGCACGACCUCAAAGGACCAAACCACCCGCAUAUACGACCUAUCCUUACCCGCGAGACAAAAGCCUAAUAAUAUACACUGGCCCCCAAGUGAGGCCCCUAGCCUUGCGGGUCCUGCCUUCGGUCUUCAGUUGUCUGAGCGUGAAGGUGACGGAUGUGGUUGCUGUGUCGGCGUCCUAGUCGGCGGACGUUCAGGAGGACAUGAAGCCGCUGUUUUAGGCGCAGCGUUCCAUCCCACAUAUCCUCUCGUAGCAACAUGUGGUAUGGACCGUGCCGUGAAGAUCUGGCGUAUACCCCCAUUAGAGGCCGAUUCAUUUGCCAGAGAAGACAAACCAAUAUUCUCCUCCGAACUAAUACAUAGGGCGCGGGCACUGUCUAUCGCUUGGUUGAGUCAAGAUGUUUUAAUGUCGCACUCCGCGCCGGCUUGGAUGAGGAAGGUCGGAGAUGGAGAGGAGCCGUAUGAAUACUUUCAGGAACAUGGAACUAUUGUCGUCUGGCGAUGGCUUGGAUUCGAUCGUUUCUUUCCCCCAGACAAGCCAUUUCAAAAAGUCGUCAGAGGCGUAGCAAGCGACUACCGAGGCAGCGACAGCUUCAAGAUUAUCUCAUGUUAUUCCCUUCCAAUGAACGUGCUCAAACUGCGUGUCUACCGUUCUUUAGCUCAUGAUCCCAUCAUCGUCAUACCUAUGGGCAACACUGUUCGUAUCCUUAACGUGAUGCAUUUCAAAGGCAGGGAGCCACCUGCGUUUCCUACAAACGACGAAAUGGUGGAACUCACUAAGCGGAUGAGGCUUUCUGUCCCCGAAGGCGAUGGUGACAACGAGAACGGAAACCGCAUUCCUCAACCGGAUGCCAGACCGCCGAGGCCGCUAUUGGAAACUGUGAAAGGUUGGGAACUGCCUUUGAGCCAGACUGACGGACCGAUUGAUAUACAAAACUGCGAAGUCGCGUGUCAGGGUAGAGUGAUUGUUGGCGUAGGUAUCAAGGGAACAAUGGUAGUUUGGAAAUUGCGGCCAAGUCAAGGUGAAUAGCCAGAUGUAUAAUUAGAAGUACCUGUAAGCUGUUGUCCUUUCUUUUUGUGAUAGAUGGUCAAGCGCCAUCGUCGUUCACACCGGAGAUGAAUUCCCUGUCUCGAACCCAGGUUUAUUA
Molecule: messenger RNA, 1796 nt
Organism: Somion occarium
Lineage: Eukaryota; Fungi; Basidiomycota; Agaricomycetes; Polyporales; Cerrenaceae
Source: the annotation of a GenBank genome assembly